AGAUCAGUACGACCCAUCAGCCAUGAGAGUGGUUGUGCUUGCCCUGACUCUGGCCCUUGCGGCCUGUCAGCAUAACUUCGCCCCUGACUUUGCUGCCGGUAAGACUUAUGUGUACAAAUAUGAGACACUGCUCCUUGGCGGUCUACCGGAGGAAGGAUUGGCGAGAGCUGGACUUAAAGUGAGCAGCAAAGUCUUGAUCAGCGCCGCUGACCAGAACAUGUUCAUGCUGAAGCUUGCUGAACCCGAGUUCUUCGAGUACAGCGGUGUUUGGCCCAAGGAUGCUUUCACGCCGGCCACCAAGCUGACUUCAGUCCUGGCGCCUCAGCUUAUGAUCCCCAUCAAGUUUGAGUACUCCAACGGUGUUGUCGGCAAGAUGUUUGCACCCGAAGGAGUCCCAGUUAUGGUGCUGAACAUCUACAGAGGUAUCCUGAACGUCCUGCAGCUCAACGUGAAAAAGACAACAAAUGUCUACGAGAUGCAGGAGGCCGGAGCUCAGGGUGUGUGCAAGACUUUCUAUGCCAUCAAUGAAGAUGAAAAGGCUGAACGCAUCCUCCUGACAAAGACCAGGGAUCUGAGUCAUUGCCAGGAAAGGAUCCAGCGAGACAUCGGGUUGGCCUACACUGAGACGUGUCACAAGUGUCAGCGGGAUUCCAAGAACUUCAAAGGAGGAGCUGCAUACAACUACGUUCUGAAGACCGUUCCCAAAGGUGUCAUGAUCAUGGAAGCGUCCGUCAAUGAGCUGAUUGAGUUCACACCUUUCAAAGAGAUGAAUGGAGCUGCUCAGAUGGAGACCAAGCAACGUUUGGUUUUCGUCGAGGUCCAGAAUAGUCCCAUCGUCCCCGUGAAAGCUGAGUAUCGUCAACGUGGAUCCCUCCAGUACGAGUUCUCCAGAGAGAUGCUGCAAACACCCCUUCAGCUUGUGAAAAUCACCAACCUUCAAGCUCAGAUCGCCGAGGUUCUGAACCAUAUCGUCACCAACAAUGUCGAGAGGGUCCAUGACGAUGCCCCUCUCAAAUUUUUGGAGCUCAUUCAACUCCUUCGUAUGGCCAAACUUGAAGAUAUCCAAAUGCUCUGGAGCCAGCACAAGACAAAACCUGCAUACAGGCAAUGGAUCUUGGACGCGCUUCCUUCCGUUGGAACUCCUGUUGCUCUGAGAUUCAUCAUUCAGAAAUUUGAGUCUGAUGAACUCAGACUUUACGAGGUUGCUCAAGCUUUGAUUGCCUCUGUUCAUAUGGUGACCGCCAACAAGGAAGUUAUUGAGCUGUACGAGAGCUUGAGAGACAACGUCAAAAUCAGGAAGAACCCAGCUCUGACUGAGAUUGUAUGGCUCGGCUAUGGUACCAUGAUUUCAAAAUAUUGUUCCAACAGAACUGUCUGCCCUCUUGAGCUGGUCAAGCCCAUCCACGACCGUCUUACGGAAGCUAUCUCCAAGAGCGACACAUGGCAAAUCAUUUCCAUUUUGAAGGUGUUGAGUAACGCUGGCCAUCCAAUGAGCCUGAAGCCAAUCACCAAGGUCCUUCCCAUUCAUGGCACCCCAGCUAAAAGCCUACCCAUCAGAGUUCACGCUGAAGCCAUCAUGGCAUUGAGGAACAUCGCCAAGAAGGAACCACGCAUGGUCCAGGAACUGGCUCUUCAGCUCUUCAUGGACAAGUCUCUUCACCCUGAGCUCCGCAUGCUUUCAUGCAUCGUUAUCUUCGAGACUCGGCCUCCGGUGGGCUUGGUGACAAGUCUUGCUAACCUUGUGAAGAUGGAGGAAAACUUGCAAGUGGCCAGCUUCACCUACUCUCACAUGAAGUCGCUGACCAGAAGCACCGCCCCCGACCAUGCUGCCAUCGCCUCUGCUUGCAACGUCGGAGUCAAGAUUUUGGGCAGGAAACUGGACAGACUGAGCUUCCGCUUCAGCAGAGCCAUUCAGAUGGAAUUUUACAGCAACCCCUUGAUGCUUGGAGCUGUUGCCAGUACUUUCUACAUCAAUGACGCUGCCACCGUUCUGCCGAGAACCAUUGUGGCUAAGACCAGUGCCUACAUUGCUGGAGCUGCUGCUGAUGUUCUUGAAGUUGGAGUAAGAACUGAGGGACUCCAGGAGGCUCUUCUGAAAAACCAUGCCUUGGCUGAUGAUGUGAACAGGAUCACUAAAAUGAAGCGUGUCAUCAAAGCUCUGGCUGACUGGAGGGCCUUGCCCAACAGCAAGCCACUGGCCUCCGUCUAUGUCAGGUUCUUCGGACAAGAAAUUGCUUUCGCCGACAUCAACCAGGAAUUGGUUAAACAGGCUGUCGCGCUGGCCAAUGGACCGGCUGUUCAGGAGCUUGGUCGGGAUGCCAUCAAAUCUCUGCUGUCAGGAGUUUCUUUCCACGCUGCUAAGCCCGUGCUGGCAACCGAAGUGAGGCGCAUCAUGCCAACAACUGCUGGAUUCCCAAUGGAGCUCAGCCUGUACACUGCUGCUGUGGCUGUUGCAUCUUUCAAACUGAGGGCAACCGCAACUCCAGCUCUGCCGGAACCCAUCCAGUUCCGCCAGCUCCUGAAGACCAAGAUUGAGUUGAUGGCCGAAGUCAAACCAAGCGUUGUUGCAAACGUGUUUGCCGUGAUCGGAGUGAACACCGAAAUUCUCCAGGCUACUGUCUACUCAAGAGCCAAGAUCGCCGCCAUUGUACCAGCCUCCAUUUCAACCAGACUUGACAUCAACGAGGGUCAAUUUAAAUUUGCGGCUCUCCCUGUUCCUGCACCUGAAGAGAUUGUGGCUGUCGAGGUUGAGAGCAUUGCUGUGGUGAGAAACGUUGAAGAUAUUCCUAAUGCCAGAAGGACUCCCCUUAUUCCUACCGACUACGUGAAACCAGACUCUAGGGAGAUCCUUGCCUCAAAGACCUGGCCUGCUAGCGUGCGUGCAUCUUCAGAGUCCAUUGAAGAUGACAUGGAAGAUUCCAGACCCUUCAGAAGCCGUGCAUUUUCUAAAAAGUACUGCUUCCAAGCUUACGGAACCGGACUGAAGGGCUGUGUCAAGGUUGCCACGGCCAAUGCUGCCUUUAUCAGGGACAUUUUGUUGUACCGAUUGGCUGGAAAACAUUCUGCCUCACUGUCAGUCAAGCGCAAUGAAGAGGAAUCCAUUGAAAGACUGGAGAUGUUGGUUCAAGUUGGACCAAAGGCCGCAGAGAAGAUCAUCAAGAAGAUCAGUCUGAUUGAAGAUGACGACAUCACUACGGCAAAACCAGUCUUGAUGAGGCUCCAAAAAAUUCUGAAUGGCACAUCUUCCUCCUCUUCUUCAAGCAAGUCCUCCUCAUCUUCAAAGAGCAGCAGCAGCAGCAGAAGCAGCAGAAGCAGCAGCAGCAGCAAAAGCAGCAGCGGCGCAAAAGCAGCAGCAGCAGCAGCAAGCAGCAGCAGCAGCAGCAAGCAGCAGCAGCAGCAGCAGCAGCAGCAGCAGCAGCAAAGCAGCAGCAAAAGCAGCAGCAGCAGCAGCAGCAGCAGACACGGCAGGAAACACAACGUCCGCAGCAGCAGAAGGAACAGCAGACACAGCGGGUCUACUAGAAGCAGCUCUGCAUCUAGUCUGGAAUCCCUCUUCAGCGCAAGCUCUAGUUCCUCCCGUUCCAGUCGUCACAUCUCGGCGCGAAUUAACCUCAAGCGCACCUUCGAGAGGGACCACAAGAAGUCCCAAGCUAAUGGAUUUUCUCAGAAGAGCAGAAGCAGCGCCUCCAGCUUUGAGGCCAUCUACAACAAGAACAAAUUCCUCAGCACUGCCACUGCUCCUGCCUUUGUUGUCAUCCUGCAAGCUGUGAGGACCGACGGCAAGCUCCAGGGAUACCAAAUCACUGGCUACGCAGACAAGACUAAUGCUCGACUUCAGAUUAUCCUGGCUACCCUGGCUGCUGAGAGCAACUGGAGGGUCUGCGCUGAUGGUGUUGUGCUCAGCAAGCACAAAGUCACAGCUAAACUGGCUUGGGGUGAGGCAUGCAAACAAUAUGACGUGACAGUCACCGCUGAAACCGGUCUUCUUGGUCCAAGCCCAGCAGCUCGCCUCAGAAUGACAUGGAACGAACUACCAUCUACCUUCAAACGCUAUGCCAAGAAAGCAUAUACCUACAUUCCCGAUUACGUAAUGGACAGCUUCAUUCGAGGAAAGGACGACAACAGCGUCAAGCAGUUGUCCUUCACAGUGGCUGCCACAUCUGAAAGAACCCUGGAUCUGAUCUUCAAGACACCAACACGCAGCAUCUAUAAACUGGCUUUGCGUCUCCCCCUUGCUCUGCCCCUGGAUGAGAUGACAGGACUCACACCUUUUGAUGACCUGGCUGAUAAAGUCCGUUAUUUGGUCUCCAAGGCUGCCGCAGCUGAAUGUAGCUUGAGCGGGGACACAGUGAUCACCUUCAACGACAGGAGGUUCAAGAAUGAGAUGCCUCAAUAUUGCUACCAAGUUCUGGCUCAGGACUGCAGUGAGGAGAUGAAGUUCAUGGUCUUGCUGAGGAAGGAUGACACUGUGCGCAACCACAUUAACGUUAAAAUCGCUGACAUUGAUAUCGACUUGUACCUGAAGGACAGCAAUGUGGUCGUGAAGGUUAACGGAAGAGAGGUGCCCACUAGCAAUCUGCCGUAUCAGCACCCAACAGCUAAGAUUGAGAUCAGACCGAAUGAAGAUGGCAUCUCUGUCUACGCCCCAGGCCUGGGACUUCAGGAAGUCUUCUAUAACAAGGAGUCUUGGAAGAUUAGAGUUGUGGACUGGAUUAAGGGACAGACUUGUGGACUUUGUGGAAAGGCUGAUGGGGAGCAAAGACAGGAAUACCGCAAUUCCAACGGACGUGUGACAAAGAACCCAACCAGCUUUGCUCAUUCCUGGGUUCUGCCAGCCGAAAGCUGCCAGGACACCACACAGUGUCGCAUGAAGCUUAAGCCUGUGCAGCUGGACAAGCGUAUGAAUGUCCAGGGCCAGGAGACCAAAUGUUUCUCUGUUGAGCCUGUGCUGCGUUGUCUGGAUGGCUGCUCCCCGGUCAAGACCACGCCCGUCACCGUUGGCUUCCACUGUCAGCCAGCUGACCGCACCAUGAUCCCCCAGGACUUCUACAACUACAGCGUGGAUAGGAAGGAAACAACCCAAGCCCACCUUGCUUGCAGCUGCACUAAGUGCGCAUAAAGAUCUUUAGUCUCACUUCGUCUCGAAGUUCUGAAUGUAAUAUUAAAUAAACUGCAUCUCAAAACGA
Molecule: messenger RNA, 5186 nt
Organism: Syngnathus typhle (broad-nosed pipefish)
Lineage: Eukaryota; Metazoa; Chordata; Actinopteri; Syngnathiformes; Syngnathidae
Product: vitellogenin-1-like
Biological process (GO): lipid transport
Molecular function (GO): lipid carrier activity
Source: RefSeq, a predicted model, not a curated record